UCCCGAGAUGCUCCGGAGACGCCUGCUGCGCGGGCGGCCGUGUCCUGGAGACGGAAAGCCCCCGGCGGCCUGCCAUGGAGGGAGUGCGCGGUUCUCCUCGGAGCCCGGAUCCAGAUUAGCGGUCGGCGGCGACGACGACGGCGGAGAUCCUCCCCGAGGCCUGAUGGACGAAAGCAAAGUAGCUAGUGGCAAAGUGAAGAAACCAGGUAAACGGGGCCGUAAACCAGCUAAAAUAGAUUUGAAAGCCAAACUCGAGAGGAGCCGGCAGAGUGCAAGGGAAUGCAGAGCAAGGAAGAAACUGAGGUACCAAUAUCUGGAAGAGCUGGUUUCAAGCAGGGAAAGAGCUAUCUGUGCUCUUAGAGAAGAACUGGAAAUGUACAAGCAGUGGUGCAUGGCAGUGGACCAAGGAAAAAUCCCCUCUGAAAUCAAAGCUCUCCUGAGCGGAGAAGAGCAAAGCAAGCCGCAGCAGAGCGUCGGCAAGAUGGCCAGAGCCCUAAAGAGCGACGCCAACAGCCACAGUUCCUGGUGAAGGUCAGUCCAAGCAGACUGAGGCCCAUAUUUAAAACAAAAACCCCCCCACAAAAUGAUUUUUUUAAAAAAGCAGUAAUCUACUGACUUCGUGUGAAAUUGCCCAUCCUUGACCAUAUCAACAGUUCAACAACGUCAACCAUUCAGCCGUACUGCAGUUGGAGUUUGAGCCUGGCAAGAGGGCAGAAGUAAAUCUUUUUGAUCCAUUUGAUUUAAUAAAACAACAUCCCUGUGUCUGCAGGAAUUUCUGCUUGAAGCAGAGAAGGAAAGGCCCACGAUUAUGUCAGCCCCAAGUCUAUUCCAAAAUGUAUUAGAAAUUCUGGGGUUGAUUUUGUGGGUAGAAGUGGCUGAGAAAAAGGGGGAGACCUUUUUUCCCCUAGGGAUGAUUGGGCCACCAAACUCUCUUUUGUUGUGUUAAAGCCUAUAAUUAUGCUUUUGAUUUUGUUUUCAUUGUUUAUUCUAUUUAGUGUUUAUUUAAGGAAAAUACUAUGCCGAUAGAGAAGUAGAGUUUAUUAUUCAUGGGAUAGCCUGUUUUGCAUUGGACAUAUAUAUAUAUAUAUAUAUAGUGGAGUGUUUUUCAAACUGGGCCAUUUUAAGACGCUUGGUCUUCAACUCCCAGAAUUCCCUAACCAGCAGGGCCAUUGAUGAGAAUUCUGGUAGUUGAAGUCCUUAAGCGGUCAAGUGUGAAGAAUACUGGUGUAGCACCUGCUGAUAUAGCUUGCUGUAGAUGGCCAAUGUGUCACCUCCUUCUUUUCCUUCCGAUGUUUCUGAACUAGUGGAGUUUAGGCUGUACUUGUGAAUUGUGAAAUCCCUGACUCGCAUGUCAUCUCAGUUGUAAGUUGAUGUACUUAAGCGAGGGUGCAGUUUGGGGUAAAGAUAAUUGGUUUGGAUGGUUAGGAUGUGUGAGGUUGCAGCCAUGAGAUUCUUUGGCUAAGCAACCCCUCUUUAGUUGCAGCUGCAUGCACAGAUCAUCAUGUUCAUGCUGUGGUUGUGUCCCAGGGGCCUGUUAUGAUGCUGCUGUCACUGUCUUAGCACCCAACCAGCCUUUUGUGGAUUGAGUUGACUAUUUGAAUUAAAUCUAAUGCUAAACUCAAGACUUCAUUAACUAGGUGAAUUGGUCAUUUGAUCAGCAGGGAAAUAACUCUUCAGCAGCCAAGUGUCGUGGUUAGUUUAUAUUUUCUAAACUUGCAUGAUUGCGUCUUUGCGUAGACUGCUUAUUAAUAGGAGUUGAUGAGUCAAAAUAAUUGUAGUCUUUUUUUUCUUCCCCUCAAUGCAGUCAUGGAGACGUUUGAUAAGGAAGAUACCCCACCUAGCUGGCUAGAGAAAGAGGGGAACAGAAGCAGGUUGCCCAUUUCCUUCACCUUGCCUUCUCUCUCCUGGUUGCAGACCAUAUCGUCUGCUUUUGACAUAAAGGGGCAAGGAGGGCCUGAGAAUUUGUGGAGAAAGGCUAGCAAAUGAAGGUAGCAUCCAGGACGUUUUAUAUUUUCUGUUCCACAGGAUCGGUGCAUCCGUAGUGUUGAGUGUUGGAAAGGGAAUAAUAUUGGAAACUUACAACCUCACGCUAUGUGUAUUUUUGCUGCAGGGAACAAAAUAGUUAAAUUAUUGUGAGACCAAAGUCUGCCCUUUUGUAUUAAAAUGGAUGUAACAAAGCCUAUGCUGUCAUUUAUUAAAAGGGUUAUUGACAGAGGGCAGGGUUGAAAGAAGGAAUUGACCAUCAUGUCAGAAACACCCAAACCCAGCAGUGCAGGAAAAAAAUAUGAAUGUACUUUGUUUAUAUGUAUUAAAACAAAGCUGUUUUAAUGAAAGCUUCCUUUUCUGUAUGGAAAGUUGUGAUUUUUCAGCCAUCUUAAUUGGCAUGUGGGUAAAAUGUGCAAUCUUCUUCACA
Molecule: messenger RNA, 2413 nt
Organism: Notechis scutatus (mainland tiger snake)
Lineage: Eukaryota; Metazoa; Chordata; Lepidosauria; Squamata; Elapidae
Gene: CREBL2
Product: cAMP responsive element binding protein like 2
Biological process (GO): regulation of DNA-templated transcription
Cellular component (GO): nucleus
Molecular function (GO): DNA-binding transcription factor activity
Source: RefSeq, a predicted model, not a curated record